Molecule: messenger RNA, 6246 nt
Organism: Ceratina calcarata
Lineage: Eukaryota; Metazoa; Arthropoda; Insecta; Hymenoptera; Apidae
Exons: 11
Coding region: 932-2704 (590 amino acids)
Biological process (GO): synapse organization
Cellular component (GO): neuron projection membrane
Source: RefSeq, a predicted model, not a curated record
AUUCUCGGCGCGCACGGUUUUCAAAUGGGUGUUGUUCUCUCGUCUCGAGAAUCGCCGAUUAACGAGGUCGUUUAAAGGGCGGCCCACGCCGUGUGCGUGUCUAUUACAACACGUCUCGAAUAUUCCGAUAACCGCUGACGAAACUGACAGUGAUUUAUUGUUCUUGUCUUCCGACACUUAUCGUCGCGCUACGAGUUGCGAGAAAGUGGCUCAGGUGUCAAUUACAGUUGGUUUACGACCGGACCGUUUUAUCGAGACGCACGCGGUGCCAAAGGCAGGAAGGUUCGCGUUGAACGUUGUCCACAAGUAAUUUACUCCGUCAUCAAUAAAUGCGGCAAGUGACUCUCGGUGAAACAUGAAAUUCGACCCGUACACCAUAGUGAUUGACGUGACAUAAUCUAAGUUUGGAAGUCCGUUCGUCUUUGAUCGCUUAUGUCGUUGCAUCGAUAGAUUUUAGUGUUCAGUUUGUGAGUGUUAAGUAACAUUUCGCGAGACCGUACUCUAAUCCGUGAAUGUGAGAGUAAAAAAUUUUGCUUGAUGCGUGAACAUUUUUGUAUGCAAUUGGGUGGUGUUAUCUUGGACAUCUUUUUGCACACGUUGUGAGAACAUCCUCCCAGGAAUUCAUCGACUUUACUCCGAAAUGCACCGGUGCCAAACGUUUAAAUGGAUUUAGGUUGAAGCGAUCCUGAAUGUAGCAUCGACGCAUUGAUCCGUUUCACUCCCGAUGCUCGUCCAUUCAUCCCCGAGAUACCCGAAGGUCGGCCAGGCAGGAGUCACAGAAGAAUCGGGAUUAGUGGACGCAGGGAUUUCAACGAACUGCGCGAUGAUUACUACGCCGGGCUUUUUCAGACAGCGACGAAAAAUCGAACGAAGAUGAACAACGAGAUGGAGCAGAUCCCUGAAGGCUGAGAGAGUCGAGCGGAUCCUCGAUAUGACCGGGUGGAGAAUGCUAAAGCCGACCGCGUCGGCGCUCGGCGUCAUCGCAAUUGUCUUCGUUCUGAUUACUGCCACGCUGUCAGAGGCGGACAGCGGCACCAUCGAGUCCAGUAUCAAUCAUCCUGAAGUGGAUGAAGAGGACCAACAUGUCCAAGAGGAAGUGAGGGCCGCGAACCAGUCCGUCGCUGACGAUCCGAUCCCUUUAACGGUUCGUACACACGUCGCCAACGAUACUGCCAACGAAAUUCCAGUGACUAGGGACUCUCAGUUCGUCCCUACGGGUCUUGAAAACUCGAACGACUCGCGUACGAAUGUCGUCGAACCGCAGAGAGAUCAAAGUGGACAGUCGUACGUCGCGACAGCGACGUCGAACGAUGUUCGCGAACCGGAGGACGAUCCCGCGGGAUCGGAACCGAGGCCGGUGGAGCGCAACAAUCCUGGGAACAAGACGCAACACGCGACCUGGGAUUUCGGGGUUUCAACCAAACCGAAUCGUGCGGAAAUCGUGUCAAGCACCGAUUCUUGGAACGUCCGGUUGCCCAAUCCAAGGAACCUAGACCAAUUGGAUGGCAUCCAAGUGGGCGAGGAUCUGUCGAACGUGGUGGAACACGAAGGAUCGGUUACCAGCGUGGACAAGUCUCGACGGAAGGACACGGUUCGGUUCACAACCGCGUCGAUCCGCGAGAUGAUCGCUACGGAGUUAAGGCCGCUUGAGCAGAAAAAUGUGGACGACAUCAAGGCGAUCUCGUUCCAAGUACCAGUGGUCGAGACGGAAGAAGCUGUGGCUGAUACUAAGCGUCAGCAGGAUAACGAACGGGCGAGGAUCGUCGCGGAUCCGAAGAAGGAUAAUUCCAGAUCGAUGAACAAUCUCUUGGUGACUGGCGGCAAGUCCACAAAGGCGUUUUACGAGAUAAAACCGUCUAUUAAAACGGAGGUGGAACCGGAUCACUCGGGCAGUACCUUGAAACCUCUGCAGGGGAGGAAGUUCGUAUUGCCAAGCGUGGACAGUGCUCUGGGCAAAUACGGGCCUUAUUUCGAGGAUGGUGAUGAGGAGAUGAAUUUCACAGCCAGAAUAGGCAGCACCAUGCUGCUUGACUGCAAAAUCGGCAUGCUGGGAGACAAAGAGGUGACGUGGCACCAUCAAGCAAGCAAGGACUCGUUUCGAUUACUCACCGUCGGCAGGACCGUGUACAGCGUGGAUCAGAGGAUCAGCUUGAUGUUCCGAUAUCCGAGCAAUUGGAGGUUACAGAUCCAGUACGCAACCCCACGAGAUUCCGGUUUAUACAAGUGCCAAGUAGCGACGCAUCCGCCGCUGGUUAAAACGAUUAACGUUGUCGUCACGGCGCCGGAGUUGACAAUAACGGACGAUUCCGGUCGGGUGGUGCCCAAGGAGAGACAUCUAAAGGCGGGAAGUGCUCUGAAGCUCAGGUGCGAGGCCAGAGAUAUUAACGAGUCCUUAACGGAGUCCGUCGUUUGGACCAGGGGCGACGAGACGCUUACCGACGAUGUUAGUGAAAACAGGACAAUGGAGAUACUGGCUGGCAGAGAAGUCCUCGUGAUCGUCAGCACUCUGAUCGUGGAGAAGGCCACUCCGAGGCACGCCGGGAACUAUAGUUGCAUGGUGCCGGGGAAGGCCAAGACCACCAUCGCGGUCCACGUGCUCAACGGGGAGUUGCCAGCCGCGGUGCACGACGGCAACGGGGUCUCCAGGGCGUUCCUCAACCUGUGGCUAAUUCACUUAACGAUGAGUUACGUUUUCUCCAGAUGACAAUACUAAGAUCUGUGCAUCAACAGCCAUGGACAUUCGUGGACAGGAGAAAACACGUUGAAAUAAUGAUGCUCACGCGUCGUCGACGAGGUCGCCUGACGCAGAAUUCAUUCACCGGCCACGAUCUUGAGGAUGUACGCGAGAGAUCCAACCCCUAAAUCGUUUUUACCUCUAAACCUGUAGAAUUCCCUCUUCUCGAUCAAUGUAGAAAGAGCUCGGUGAUCGUUCUGGUGAUUCAAUACAUUUCUUAGUCGGCAACGAGAAAUCGCGUAACAGAAGAUUUCCGUUCCAUCUCACGGAAUACAAAAGUGGGCCAUUAUACUGUACAGUCUAAUUUGAUCGAACGCUAUAGGGGUGAUAAUGCGUGGAAAAGUUCAUUAACACGUUUGUGCUUAUUAUCGUGAGACGAUAAGGAACAUUGGACGAGGGAAUACACGGUGAGAGAGUUUGUGUUAUUUGGAAUGUUGCGUCGAUGAGGUUUAGCAGAGAUUUAUCGCACGUUCCCAGAGAAUAGCGGUAAAGCUUAUUGGAUCGGGAACGUUGAUUGAACGAAAGGGUACGAAUGUGUUCGACAAGUCGUUCUCUGUUCUAAUUAUAUCUCCCUCAUUUUGGAGCAACUAAAUAAUCCUUUUUUUCUUAAACUCGUUCUUAUGUAAUGAAUUGGGAUAAAAUAUGCAAGGGAAUUAUGUAUAACGUAUCAGAUUUCGUUUCCUACAAUUGUUUGUCUUUUAUGCCAGUUAUUUUGAAAAUUUCACUAACAAAUUCAUUGAACGCGGAGGGAAUAUAAUUAGAAAAUGAAGAAUUAUUUAACCGCAGAAGAUUGUAUACCUAUAAAGAGGUAUGAAUAUGACUUAAUAAAAAGUUUGCCGGAAGAUUCUGAUGUACAUACAUGUACUUACCAACAUUUUCACACGGAAUAUCAUAUUAUUUAAAUUAACCAUGUCGCUAAAAAGGUGUUGCCGAUAUCGAGUAGAAGGAAAGAAGGGAACCAGUCUAACAACUGGUAUUAUGGGAAGGUAGGUCAUUCAUGCCGGAGCAACAUUUACCUGCGCCGGAAUAUCACUUUAUUUAUGUGAAAAAAUUAUUUACAUGAAAUGCUUUCUAAAAUUUUCACUUUCCCAAUAAAGCAGAAGACUGAACGGUGCUAUUUAAAUCACAAAUAUUUUUCUGUAAUCUUAACAGAUAGAGAAAACGUUUCGAAUACAAAUGAACCUUUACGCAAUUGGGAUGCUGAAGAAAACGUUGACACGAUAAAAAAUAAGCAUUGUGCUUAUAGUGAUAGCUCGUGAAUUUUACAACAACUUGUUACGCAAGAGUAAACAGUUGCAAAUCAUUAAACCGGAUCAAUUUUUGUUUUCCUCUAUAAAAUGAAAUGAAUGAAAUAUUUUAGCUAUGCUGGUGCAGGUAGCAAUUGCCAGUGUGUAUAUAUACAAACUGUUGUGCUAUUCCUUCCUCCUCAUCGCGUUUUCCGAGAAUUGGAGAAGCCGACCAAUUCAAUCGAUGCCGACCUGUUCGAUAUCCCUCAUUCAACGUAACUGCGGCCCUCGACAUCCCACGUGCGAUUCGCGCAAUUUUCCACGAGGACUGCUCCUCUAAGCGAGUGGUUUUCCACUUGACCUUCAGGAAUCUCCGUUCGCCGAAAUAUUUCCUGAAAAUAAUUGGUUACUGAGACAAAGUAUAGAGUUCCAUUCCCUCAAACAAGUUUUAUUAUGUUUCAUACAUAAAAACGUAUAUACAUCAAAUAUAAGUCGCACGUCUUUCAGUUCCUGUUGAGGCAAAAGAAGUAGUAAUACUAAUUUUUAAUUGAUAUCUGUCCCACGUAAUGUUAAGUUGGAACGUAUGAAACAUCGCUUGUUUCUAAGAUUUGUUUUCUCCAACUGAAAAACAUUUACGUAUCCUGUUUUGCGUUAUCGUUAUAUUAUUAUAGGUCAAAUUGAACGUCCAUUACGUUUGAAAAAAAUAAUACUUCAUAUGCACCAACUUAAUAUUUAUUUCCAAUUUCCAUGUUUAAUUACGCAAUUAAUUUCUUAUCAUAUUUUUGACACGAAGAUAUUAAAUUCGUUCUCUGAAAUCGUUUAGACCAUCUGCUAAUUUUUAGAUAAACAUAUCCACCUGUUAAAUAUUCAAAAUUCGCUUUCUACUAACAGGACCGGUUCCGUUCUUUCAACAAACGUCACUGCUCGAUCAAAGAUCGCAAUCACCGUCGUUAAACGCGAUAUUGUAUAAAAACGCAUCGACCAUUUCGCUUUUAACACGGUAAAGAGAAUGAGGAGGACAAGAGCAACGAGAACAGAAACGCGUGAUCGGGAAUAACGAAUUUUCCGGUCCAAGCAACGUGUGAAAAUGUGAUGUGCGCGCAAAAAAACGUAUCAAAACGAAACUGGCCGACUGCGCAAGGAUUUUAUCUAUACAUACAUAUACACAUACAGUACCCCCCCACCCCCAAAGUGUUCGUCUACUCUUUGAAAUAAAAUACCUUUCCUAAAAUUGAUCGAGUCAAUUUGAAUUUAUCUGUGAUGGUAGACGCAUUAAUGUACUACAUAAUUUGUUACAAAAUUGCAAGUUGUAGAAACCGCAAGUGAACAAAUAAAAGUCGUCUUUUUUUACUAUCUCAUCUGAGUCUAUAAUAUAAUUUCGUUCAACGUAUUUUGAAUAUCCCACAUCUCCAGUCUCCCGAAGAAAUUCAAAUCGAAUCGACCAGUUUUAAGAUCUUCUGUUUUAUAAAGUAAUCGAACACUUUUGCGGCUGACCGUACAUACAUACAUAUUAAACGUGCACGAUCUAUACAUAUUAUAAAUAGGCCCGAUCGAUCACGAUAAGAUUAUAUUUUUAUAUGUACAUAUGGCGUUCCUUCUUGUUAUCUUAUUAAAUAUAUUGAUGAGUCGGUAGGUAGAAAGGCGAACGAACGUGAUCGAAUGCGUAGUUCGAGAAAAGAGGAUCGGUUUUGUCUUCUGGAACAGAAUAGAUAUUGUUUCGAAACAAACGCCUGGAUUGCUUUAUCCCAUGAAUGUUUCAUGAGAGAAAGCAGGCGGGUGGGAAGCACUGAUUUUAAACUCGAUCUUCGAACUGUUGAGUGCGAUCGAUAUUAUUUCAUGAAAUUCGUCACGUUUCAUUACACGUGAAUACUCUAUCAAUCUUUUACAAUCCUUUAAUAUCCAAUAACAAAUGCAAAUCACUAAAUCAAUGCAUUGAUCUAGUAUUAACGUGAACAAUCUUGUUUGUGUCGAUGAAAUAAAAUAUAAUAACACGUAGGAAAUGAAGGCAAUAAUUCUGUAAAACGAAGUGGAUAAAUGUUUUUUAAAUAAGCUCAUUCCCUGUGUCGUAUUAUGUCGUCAGAGAGACAAAAGAGAUGGCGGUAAGAUUAAUCUUUUUAGUACAAAGAUAGUCGCAUCUAUCUGUUAUCUCCGCAUCAAAGCACGAAAAGAAAAAAGAAAUGACGGUAGGAUUAAUGCUUCUUACUUUUUGGUACAUGGUAAUCUCGAUACAAUGUGUUUGAUUCCAGAAUAAGUCUCGAACAAAGUCGGCAAACAAUUUUCCAUCUA